UCUCCCCAAGGGAAGACAUAAAGCAGUUGUCCCCCCCUCUCAGCUCCUGCUCCAGGUGGCUCCUCCGGGCAUGCUCCUUAAGCCAAAGUAUGGCCGCUUUCGCAAUGAGUCUGUGACCUCCUCCGACGACCUGAUGCAGAGCUUAGCCAUGAGCGGCAAAGUUGUGGCCACGCCGGUGGUCCCCUCCUCCACCCCCAGCCUCCGCCUGCCUCCUCUGCCUCCUCUGCCUCCUCUGCCUCCUCUGCCUCCUCUGGACCCCACUUCCAGGUCCUCCUCCUCUGCUGGGGCUGCAGCCCUGGCUGACUCCCCCUGCCUGGAUGGGGAGCAGGAUGCCACCACAACCUUCUGCAUGCUCAUCCCCAAGAUGCCCCAGUGGAAGUUCUCCAACUCGCUGCUCAGCCGGAGCCCGUCCAACUCCAGCUCCAGCUCCAGCUCCAGCUCCAGCAAGGACUCGGGGAAGGCAGCAUCAGCUCCUUCCCAGGCCUCCUCCUCUUCAUCCUCACACAGGCCCAGCGGUGUGACCUCAGUCAGCGGCCCGGUGGCCAGCCUGGCAGCAGUGCUUAACUCCUGUGACCCUGUGUGUGUCACCCCCUGUUCCCUGCAGGCCAUCCGGGGACAGAGAGCGGUGGCGGCGGCCGCAAGUUCUGCCGGUCCAGGGGACCACGGAUUUGGAGCUCCAGAGGUCAUGGUGAGCCCUGGUGGGUCCAGCAGCUCCAGAAUGAACCGCAGGACAAGGGGGGAAGGCAUGUGGCUGGGGGGAGAGGACUUCAACCAAAAGGGCAGCUUCAUCCACAAACCCUCUCAAGGCUGGUUGCACCCUGACAAGACGAUCACAGGACAAGGAGCCUCUUACAUCGUCAGGUACAUGGGCUGCAUCGAGGUGUUGAAGUCGAUGCGAUCCUUGGACUUCAACACGAGGACUCAGGUGACGAGGGAAGCCAUAAACAGGCUGUGUGAAGCUGUACCAGGUGGGAAAGGAGCCUGGAAGAAGAAGGCCCUGAACAAAGCUCUGCAGUCGAUCAUGGGGAAGAGCAACCUGCGAUUUGCAGGAAUGAGCAUCGCUGUCAACAUUUCCAUAGAUGGCCUCGGCCUGCUGGUUCCUACCACACGACAGGUGAUAGCACACCAUCCCAUGCAGUCCAUCUCAUUUGCAUCUGGUGGAGACACAGACACACCGGAUUAUGUUGCGUAUGUGGCCAAAGACCCGGUGAAUCAGAGAGCCUGUCAUAUCCUUGAAUGUUCGGAUGGUUUAGCGCAGAGUGUCAUCAGCACCAUCGGACAAGCCUUCGAGCUGCAGUUCAAACAGUAUCUGCACAGUCCUCCUAAAACCAUGGCUUCAGGUGACAGGUCUGCGAGGUCGGGGGAGGACGAGGACUCCUCUGACCAUCAUUACUACAACCGCAUCCCAGGGAAGGAGCCUCCGGUUGGGGGAGUGGUGGACUCCAGGCUCAGGUCCAGUGGAGCUCCGCUGGGUCACAUCCACACUCAGCCACAGAGCAAGACAGCAGCUCAGGUGGGAUCUCAAGCUAGGAGGGAUCAAGCUUGCUACCACCCUGGUCAGCUGUGUUAUGAGCUUCACUGGGACACUGAGAGGACUUACAGCUCAGGUGAGACUCCCAAUGGUUACCUGUGUGCUGAUAGUCAGCCACCAGCCAGUAAAAACUAUGAGACGCAUCAGUAUGUUAACACCCAGAGUCGGGAAAAUCUGGAAUCCCUCGCUCAGGCUUCUGAUGUACGCAGAGGACCUAGGCCAGCUGACAGUCCCAAAAAAGACCUGUUUGACAUGAGGCCCUUUGAGGAUGCCCUGAAGCUCCAUGAGGCCUAUGGUGGAGCUGUUGGAUCCAGUGCAUCUGGAGGUUCUGUCUCUCAGGCUGGAGGUGUUCGGGUGUUGGAGGACCAGUGGCAUAGCCCUCCACAGCGCAGGGCCCCUGUGGCCCCGAAUGAGGAGCAGCUCCGCAGGGAGACCUGGUACCACAGCCGGAUGAGCCGACGAGAUGCUGAGAAACUCCUGGUCCGAGACGGAGAUUUUCUCGUGCGGCAGAGCACCACCAACCCAGGGCAGUAUGUGCUAACCGGCAUGAACUGUGGACUGCCCAAACACGUACUGCUAGUGGACCCUGAGGGAGUGGUCCGGACCAAAGACAUGUUAUUUGAGAGCAUAAGCCACCUCGUCUCAUACCAUAUGAAGAACAAGCUGCCUAUUGUAGCAGCAGACAGUGAGGUUCAUCUCAAACAGGUGGUCAGAAGGAAACGAUGAGUCUCCUGGAACUGCGUGGGGAUGGAUAAACCAAAAUAUCCCUCAUCUGUCAUGAACUCCUCAGCAUGCAGCUAUUAAGCUAACGAACCAAGCAGAAAGCCACAGUUUGUCCUGUGUCACAACUGGAUAAUCACAAACCGAGGUCAAAAACGAAACUCUUAAGGAGGACCCAACCUCAGGAAAUUACAAAUGGAUCCGAUGCGCAGUGAAGAAAUGCCCUACAGCGCCUGUAAUACUGAAGUGCUUCCAGUAAUCCUCGACUUGCACGAGCAGAUCAUUCAUCUAACCACUGAUGGACAUCGCCAGAACAGAACUGUCCCUGACUUUCUGGUGCAGGUUGCAUAUUCAGCAGCUCAUUUCAGUAUAAAUGCAAGAAAUGACCACAAGAGUCAAAGGACAACAUGCCACUGGAAUGUAAAGACUGUUGUUCACAGGUUCUGCAGUAUCUGAGAAGGCACAAAAGAGCCACAUCCUUCUGCAUUUUUUUCUCCAUAAUGUAUAAGCAUCAAAUCCUGUUUAUAAAAGAGUCAUACUAUAGCUCCAGUCCAGUGAAGAUACACAUUUCAUCACAUCAUUAUCAGUCAUUUGUGUUGUUUGUAAGGGCUGUUCAUAACUGGGUGAGGUCAUGUGUUGUAUAAGCCUGUGAACAUUACUGAUCAGACUGUGGUGAAUCCUGGAUUUAAGAAAAAAAACUGCUUUUGUGUAUAUCGACAUCAGUUUUUCCUCAAUCCCCUCCAACUUCAGUGCCUUAAUAACUACACAGACAGGCGUUCGUGUCAGAGUGUAUAUAAUGUGCAUUUAUGCUCCUCUUUGCAAAAGACUAGUUUUUUGCCAUGCCAUUGAAUAAAUGAACAAACUUCAGGAUGAUUAAGCUCUUUUAAUUGGGAACAGUCACGUAAGCUGCUCUUGUUUUGGGGUGAAUAAUGUUUAAUACCUUCUUUGUGGUCUUGAUUGUCGUAUGUGCAUCCCCCAGAUGACUCUUCUAAAAGAUCCUCUGUGACUGACCUCAAAGUAGAGAUCUGGACUUGAAAUUAAAUCCUUUAUUUGUCCCAGCUCAGGGAAAUGCAUCUCUUUAUCGAUUGUCCUCAUCCCACGUCCGUGUCAUUAAUUUUCAAUGAAUUGCUUGUGUGUGUUUCUGCUCCUUGGAUGCACUGUCCCUACCCCAUUUUUGCCAGUGUAAUACUUCUAAAAUAUGCUUUUUAAGUUUCUAGCUUUUUUUUUUUUUCUUUUCCCCUUUGUCUUUAGGAAUGUACAUUUAAUCAGGGCCUCCACUGUUCUUCAUGUUGGCCUCACGAAUGCACAGAGAUGAGGUAAAGUGUUGGUCAAGUCCAAAUGAUUAAUGCAGUUUCUGUUUUCUAUAGAGCUCCCGUUUUGCUUUCUCAGGAAUUUCUUGGAUCUUUACUUCUGUGAUUAACAGUCAAGGCUUUUUGUCAAUAAAAUUAAUUAAAAGUAGAGUGCAAUUUAA
Molecule: messenger RNA, 3722 nt
Organism: Acanthochromis polyacanthus (spiny chromis)
Lineage: Eukaryota; Metazoa; Chordata; Actinopteri; Pomacentridae
Gene: shc2
Product: SHC (Src homology 2 domain containing) transforming protein 2
Exons: 14
Coding region: 71-2257 (728 amino acids)
Biological process (GO): cell surface receptor protein tyrosine kinase signaling pathway; intracellular signal transduction
Cellular component (GO): plasma membrane
Molecular function (GO): receptor tyrosine kinase binding
Source: RefSeq, a predicted model, not a curated record